Messenger RNA from Fonsecaea nubica, 1608 nucleotides. RefSeq lists its product as hypothetical. The record is from RefSeq and is a predicted model, not a curated record. Gene Ontology annotation, molecular function: protein binding. Lineage: Eukaryota; Fungi; Ascomycota; Eurotiomycetes; Chaetothyriales; Herpotrichiellaceae. The coding region runs from base 1 to 1608 and encodes 535 amino acids. The transcript has a single exon. Gene Ontology annotation, biological process: rRNA processing; DNA-templated DNA replication. Gene Ontology annotation, cellular component: nuclear pre-replicative complex.
AUGCUCACAGAAAGCUUCGUUGCGGCGACUCUGACUGCGAACAAAGCUGUGGCACAUGCUAGCGCCGCUUUGAAAGAUGUAGGCAUAUUCCUUCACGAGUUUCAACCUCAGCGCGUCCUCCGGCAAGGCUUCAAGAAGAGUUCCAGUCAACCAGGCUGCGUGGCCAUCAGUGAUUCGCACAUCUUCGCGGCCCAGGCAGAAAAGGCAGUUAUAAACGUCUAUAGUCGAGAAAGGGUCAAUCAAGAAGCCACUGUCCCAUUUCCCGAGCGGAUAUCCAGCCUCGCCUAUGCCCGAGGAGCAGAAAUCUUGGUUUUGGGGACUGAGGCAGGGAAAUUGAUUCUAUGGGAAGUUGCAACAGGCAGAGUAACAAAUUCGGCGGCGUCCCAUCUUCAAGCUGUUUCGUGUCUUUGCAUCACACCUAGGAACGAAUACAUCAUUUCUGGCUCUGCUGACUCGAGCAUUCAUGUUUGGUCGCUAGCAAAACUAGUCUCGUUCGCGCCGCCUUCAGACAACUAUGAGGACGACGGUGCCUCAAAUGCUCCCGUCAAGACCUUUUCAGGGCACCGAACGGCUGUUAGUGCCUUGAUAUGUGGCCACUCCAGCAUCACUACAAAUUUUGCGGUUUCAACUUCCAGCGAUGGAACAUGCCACAUUUGGCAUAUCGAGACAUGUCAAGUGUUGCGGACUGUGUUGCUACCCUCCUACGCAACUUCCAUCACAAUUGAUCCAGCGGAUAGAGCCAUCUAUUUUGGAUGCAAAGAUGGGAGGAUCCAGUCUUGGGACAUCUUUCAACAGUCGCCCACGACCAGUAUUUCACUUUCUGAGCAUCCAACCCCUCCGGCCAUACAACUUUUGGAGAAGGAUAGUUGGAAAGCCUCAUCCGCCGACGUGGGAACAGUGAAUUGUGUUACUCUCUCCUAUGACGGGACAUCCGUCCUCUCUGGUCAUGUGAAUGGAACUAUCAUCCGUUGGGACGUCGCUAAGCGUCGAAUUCUACAAGAUCUGACGAACUUGGGCCAACCAGUCACGAACAUUGAGAUGCUCAAACCCGAAGGCUUUCCUAAUGUGGAAAGGCAUGGGUAUACUAUCUCAAGCGUUGUGAAGCCCAACCUUGAUUUCGCGUCAAUGAAAGACAACGGUACUUGCGGCAUACCUCCGAACUACGGUCUCCAUAUCUCGAUCACUGCCCGAAACAGCCUCCCCGAACAUGACGAAUUCGCAGAAGCUAUUACCGGUCCUGGGAUCCCACAAUCUAUGCUGGAUGCAGCCAUCCACUCCCUAGCAAUGGGGAAUAGCGCAACCCAAGCCUACGUCUCAACAGAUACUGCCGGGAUAGCCAAGGCAGAAAGACUCGAAGAGGAAGUGUCCAAGUUAAAACAGCAGCUCGCCGUCCUACACAAUCUGGAAGCAAAACGGAGGGACAAGAGGCUUGCGAGAAUGGGCAAGCGGGAUGAUCUGGCGCUGAAGAAGAGGGAAGCGUAUUUUGAAGCGCAAAGACAAGGAAAGGACGGAGAUGCAGCGAUGAAAAAGUGGGAGAAGAAGGAAGCGGACCUCGAUCGUGAGAGCGACGAAGACGUUGAAGAUGGAGAAGAGAUGGAUGUCGGCUGA